Messenger RNA from Agrilus planipennis (emerald ash borer), 1070 nucleotides. It is a transcript of the gene Noa36, whose product is annotated as zinc finger protein 330 homolog. The coding region runs from base 90 to 983 and encodes 297 amino acids. Gene Ontology annotation, molecular function: zinc ion binding. The transcript has 5 exons. Gene Ontology annotation, cellular component: nucleus. NCBI's taxonomy places the organism in Eukaryota, Metazoa, Arthropoda, Insecta, Coleoptera, Buprestidae. The record is from RefSeq and is a predicted model, not a curated record.
UCAUAUAAUGGCUGUAUAAUAGCAAGUCAACAAAAACUGUUAACCCCAUACUUAAUAAAUAAAUUGCAUUUUUUAUUUCAUAAUCAAAAAUGCCGAAAAAGAAAACAGGACAACGAAAGAAAGCUGAAAAACAAAAACUUCGUCAAAAAGAGAUCAGGUCAGCAAAAGACAAAAUCGCACUGGCACAACAUCCUUGCAAUGGAGCCAUGGAAUGUGAUAGAUGUAAUAGAAAACAAAAAAAUAGAGCAUUUUGCUACUUUUGCCAAAGUAUUCAAAGACUUCCAGUUUGUGCACAAUGUGGAAAGAUGAAGUGCAUGUUAAAAACCGGCGACUGUGUUAUUAGGCAUGCAGGAGUUUAUACAACUGGAUUAGGAAUGGUGGGUGCCAUUUGUGAUUUUUGUGAAGCAUGGGUAUGUCAUGGUAGACGUUGUUUGCAGUCACAUGCUUGCACUUGUCCUCUGCAGGAAGCAAUCUGUGCAGAAUGUGAACGAGGUGUAUGGGACCAUGGUGGGCGUAUUUUCAAAUGCUCUUUCUGUGAUAAUUUCCUGUGUGAAGAUGAUCAAUUUGAGCAUCAAGCAUCAUGUCAAGUUUUAGAAUCAGAAAACUUUAAAUGUCAAUCUUGCAAUAAACUUGGGCAAUAUUCUUGUUUAAGAUGUAAAACAUGUUACUGUGAAGACCAUGUUCGAAGGAAAGGCUUUAAAUAUGACAAAAACAAGUCUAUUCCUUGCCCUAAAUGUGGCUAUGACACAUCACAGACUAAAGAUCUUAGCAUGUCCACUCGCAGUCACAAAUUUGGGCGACAAGCACAAGCAAGUGGUUAUGGUGAUUAUGACGAAAGUGACGAAGCUGAUUAUGAUUAUGGAACAUCUGCCUACAAUUAUGAUAAUGAAGAGGAAGGGAAUGAUUCUUAUGAAGAAUCUGAUGAGGAAUCAGAAGAAUCGUCAGAAGACGACGAGGAAGAAAAGAAAGAUGAAGGUAAAUAAUGUACAUUUAUAUUAUUUGCACAAUAUGACAUGAUCAAUUGGUAUAAUAAACAGUGCUAAAAUAGUUUUCUUCUCUCAAAUACUGAA